Molecule: messenger RNA, 1358 nt
Organism: Phanerochaete carnosa HHB-10118-sp
Lineage: Eukaryota; Fungi; Basidiomycota; Agaricomycetes; Polyporales; Phanerochaetaceae
Exons: 5
Coding region: 80-1324 (414 amino acids)
Source: RefSeq, a predicted model, not a curated record
GCCGCCCUUACUUUCUCCAUUUUUUACUCUACUCUUCGAGUCUGCCCGCCGACAGUGCUGUUUUUGUACUCUCUUCUCGAUGUCAGGGUCUAGCAGUCGUGGAAGCUCAGGAAGGGGAGGUGUACGUGGUGGCGCAGGCGGCGGUCGAGGACCAGCUCGGGGGCCUGGCGGGAGGAACGUCGGCGGGAAGGGUACCUCAGCGAAGAGCCAGAAGCGAGACAUUAUGGAUGGACUGCUGCCAGACCCUGUCCACACCAUGCUCAAGCCGCAGGAUACGCCAGGCGAGCUGGACGCAGAGAUCUCGGACGUCGAAUACCUUGGUUCGUACACUUGGGUCAAGAGCGACAGGCCUAUGAUCGCUGUUCCAGGCUCACCGCGCAUCUGGUCGCCACCAACGCUCCCCACGCAGCUUCCGGCUUGGCGCGCACGCGCUCGCUCCGUCUUCGCCGCCAUCGAUGCGCUCGACGCGUCCGGGGAUCGGACACCGCCGCAGUGGGGUGCCGUUGACGUCGUCACGGACCGCAACAACCUCCUGAAGCUCCUCGCGUGGGUGGACCCCGCAUCCGGAAAGAAGCACCGAGGCGCGUUCCGCAUCGACGUCGAGCUCGCCGAGCCCUGGACGAUCCUAUUCCGGCGGUGGGAGGAGCGCGACGCGGUCAAUUCAGACGGGUCGGGUUUCGGGGACUCAUUUGAGCGCGCCAGCUCGCGCGAUGCUCUCGGACACGAGCAGGGUACUUUGGCGGGGCACCAUCAGAUCAUCGCCUACGACUUGUCUGGCAUCAAAAUAGUGUUGAGAUACGAAGUCGACGCGUACCGAAUCUCCGAGCAGCCCUCCAUAGACACUCUCACUGACCAAUUAUCAUCCCUGAACGUGGGGUCCGGUACAAGCGGCACGGAACAGAAGGUCUCCGAGCUUGUCGACAUCCGGCAUAUAGGCUUCGCAGUCCCGCAAUCCUCUCUCGUCAAGGUCAAGUCCCGCUCGCAGCUCAGCAAAGGGCGGUUUCACCUCGAAGAUGCAUACCUCCAGCUGUAUCUCGGCCAGAUCCCCGCCCUCUGCCUCGGGAUACACGACGGCAAUGGCGUCUUCACCAGUACCGAUGAGAUCCGGCUCGACUCGGAGCGUUGCAGCGCGGCCAAGGAGAAGGUGCAGCCGGGCUUGCGCAAGCUGCGCCGCCUCCUGGAGCAAAUUCAGAGCGCCGUAAUACAGCGCGGCCAGGGUGCGAAGCUCAGCCUUAUCUGCCAAGGCGGAAAGCUGCUGCUUAUGCAGAGAGAGCCUGGCGACUCGUUCUUGCCGCCUACUAUACUCAAGCGCUUCACCAGCUGAGUGAUCCAGGUCAGUGUGCCUUGUGAUCUCUCGC